Messenger RNA from Trypanosoma grayi, 330 nucleotides. RefSeq names its product translation factor SUI1. Gene Ontology annotation, biological process: translational initiation. The transcript has a single exon. The record is from RefSeq and is a predicted model, not a curated record. NCBI's taxonomy places the organism in Eukaryota, Euglenozoa, Kinetoplastea, Trypanosomatida, Trypanosomatidae. Gene Ontology annotation, molecular function: translation initiation factor activity; RNA binding. The coding region runs from base 1 to 330 and encodes 109 amino acids.
AUGAUGGACCCGGAGCUCAAUAGUGUUGUGGACCAGCAGAAGCGCUCCGUGCAGGAUGUCCUCGGUGCGCAGAAGGUGCACAUCCGCGUGCAGCAGCGGAAGGGCAAGAAGUUCGUGACGUCCGUGCAGGGCCUCAACCCGGCGCUGAACUUUCGCCGCAUCAACCGCGAGUUUCAGCGGCGCUGGGGUUGCAACGGCACCGUCAUCACGACGCCCGACGCCGGCACCGUCAUCCAGCUGCAGGGCAACUGGAGUGAGGACAUUAAGAAGUUCCUGCUCCACGAGAACAUGGCGACGGAGCAGAAUUUAGAGAUCCACUCGCUCAAUUAA